GAUCAGAUAGUGGAUACGAUGUAAACAAAAAAUUAAGAUGGAGGUGAACGUUGUGGCGUAAUAUACGAAAUUAUUUAUUGGUGUGAUAUAUUAUGAUAAAGAUCUAGUUAUUGCCUAAAAGAAUUGUAAACAAUUUAAUCGAGAUCUCUAGAUCUAGAUUGCCUAAAAUUAAACAAUAAAUUGUGUCUUUUGACAUACCAUGACUUGCAACUGGAGCAAAUCAGAUUAUUUUGUCCAGCUUUUGGAUAAAAACCAACUUUCUAAUUAUGCCGCUCUGGAAAUGCUGGUAGAUGAUCUUCAUACAGACAAAGAACACACGAUAUCAACAUUUUUAAGCCAUUCAGGGUCAGAAGAUCUAUUAUGGGCUUUAGUUCAACUUUUAGGAAAUAAAACCCAUCGAGUUGCCGGGAAUGCUGCAUACAUUCUAGGAACAUUGGCUGAAUCUGAUCUUGGCUGUCAUCGCAUCCUUUACCUGGCCAAGGGAAGGCACAAAGAAAGCAAGAAAAUUUUGAGUGACCUGACACACAUGUUGACCUUUGACGACCCCGAAAGUGUCAUGAACGCUGCAGGAACUCUGGGAACAUUGGCAGAAAGCGGUGAAGGUCGUGAGUGGAUGUUGUCAGAGCAGUGUCUGGAGGACAUGCUGGAUCAUGUGACCAAUCUUCUCCAUGCGGACAAUCUGUGGACAGCCAGCAAUGCUGCACUUGUUAUUGCCAGGAUGUGUAUUUCAGAGCUGGGUUGCGCACACAUCUUAAAGCAUCGCAACUCACAGAACAUUCUAACUAAACUUAUUCAAGUUUUGGGAGUGGAUGAAGCUGGUCGAGGGAUGAAUGCAGCUUUUGCUAUUGGCAGACUUUGUGACAUGGACAAAGGAAGGGAAAGAUUAAUGGCUCUGACAGAAUGUGAAAAAAUGAUUUCCUCCCUUGCCAAGAUGUUAUGUUGUGAAGAUGCUGGUGCCAGUAAAAAUGCUUGCUUUGCUCUCAGUUGCCUGGCAACCAGCCUAGAUGGCCAUGCACGUCUGCUGGGUAAUGCCUACUCAGAACAGAUCUUGAGAACAUUGUCUCAGCUACUGAGUGCCCCUGAUACAGAGACUGGAUGGUUCGCUGCCAUGACACUUAGAACGUUAGCCAGUCAACCAAAAGGUUGUCAAAGGUUGAGAGCCUCAACCAACGUUUGUGCCGCUCUUAAUAAAGUACACCAACUUACUGAAGUCAGCCAAGACUUAAAAGAGGAAGUUUUGAUAACUUUAGAAAUAUUGAAACCAUUAGAUCCGCCUGAUCCUCCGACUGUCACUGUUUUAGGUCCUACUCUGUGUGAUGUGAGCUGGUCUCCUGUAACUACAAAAAGUGGUUUUGAUGUUCAGUAUCAGCUUUAUGAAGGAAAUCACUGUUGUUACAGGGGCAACAACUGUCAGUUUGAAGUUAACUCCCUUACUCCCAACACAGCUUACACUUUCAAGGUGAAAGCCAUAACAGAAGUUGAUGAAAGUUCCUUUAGUGAGUCAGUGCCAGUGACAACUGAGGAAGAUAUUCCUGAGGCUCCACAGAAUCUCAGAGUUAUUGGAACCACAGCAACACAACUAAAAGUAGCUUGGGAUCCCCCAGAAAAGUUUAAUGGCAUUUCAAAAGGAUAUUACGUUUAUAUAGGUAAAUCUAUGAUAGAACACACAUCAGAGCAGUCUGUUAUUAUUUCUGGUCUAGCUUCCAACACAUCUUUUGACAUUGAGGUAUGUGCAGCCACAUUUAAAGGUAAAGGUCCUAGAGCUUCCUGCACAGGAAAUACGUCAGAAAUGGGAGCUCACUGUCCAGGAAAACCAAAUAUUCAAGUCCUGGGUAGAAAUGAGAUGCAUAUAACGUGGGAUCCUCCUGAAGUCCCUAUGGGAAGAAUCACACGCUACGAUGUAGUGUCUAAUGGAAAAGUUAUUUAUUCUGGCACAGACUUAUCUUUUAGUGCCAGGAAACUGACUCCAGACACUGAGUACACAUUUACUGUCAUUGCUUUAACCAGUGAAGGGAAGUUUGAGAGCAAGUCAGUCAAGAAAAGGACAACUAAAGAUGAAUAUGAAGUAACCAGAACACCACUUUACCAACCUCCAAAAAAAGAAGAGGAACUGCCAAAGCCUGUAGUUAAGAAGAAAAGAAAGUCUGUUGGGGAUGCAAAGUCUGCAAGGUUAAGAAGUGCAAAGACAGCCAAUCCAGUGUCUGCUGACAGGCCUGAAACAGCUGCAGUCAGUGAGAAGCCUCCUUUGCCUAAAAAUGAACCAUUGCAAAAACCCAAAACACCCAAGCAUGAUGCAGUAAGACCUAGAACGUACAAAGACUCAACUCAAACACCUAAACCAGUCACUCCUAUCACGCUGAGUUUUAUUUCAAUUCAAGGUCCAGGCAGUAACUUCAGUGAUUCUCCAAACAAAGGACUUCAUCGGUCCAAAACAUUUUAUGAACAAUCUCAGCCUGUGUUUCAGUUGCAGAGGUCCAAGACAACUAUAAUACCUAACAAACCUUUUACUAAGAAGAUUAUCUCUAGAAAAAAAGAUGGUGAUGGUAGAGCCAGUGGUGAACCUCUGAACCGUGACCUCACUUUAGCUUCAGAUAUGGCUCCAGAAGUGACAGGAAGUCAUUCAUUGUCUUCUGGUCCUCAGGAGGACAUAACUGAACUGUCAAUAUUGCUGCCAACUCAGGACACUUCUAUUUUAGAAAUUCCAGACUUGGACAGAAGAUUAAGUGCGGCAUCAGAUGUUUCAAUAGUUAGUCGGCCUGUUAAUGAUGUGACAUCGUACAGUGCACCAGUCUCAGAGAUGAAGACAAGUGAUACAGACAAUAAUGAUAUGCGACAAAGGCCAACAGAAUCCACUGUGCAGGAAUCUAAUGAUUUAAUUCUUACUGAGGUACAGCCAUUGUUUCAACACAGAACUACUUCCUUUAUCAACAGCAGUAACAGAAAUGUCAAACAAAAGAUAGAUGUCAAUAGUGUGCCUCUCAACAUAGUAGAGACUUCAACUCUCCUGAAAAAGUCACCCAGCUAUCCGACCAGUAAGUUUGUAUCUACACAGAUCAGAUCACCAUCUAACAAGGUUUUGUCCAACGCACUUCACAGAAUGAACACCACAGUGUCACAGUCUAGUCCAGGCAACCAGUUUGCUAAGCAGACGAUACAAAAAUAUGUCCAGAAGUUUGACACAAAUCAACAUAAGGUCAAGGCCCACUGGAAAUUUGUCCAAUCAAAUGUUGGCUCAGAAAUUUACAAACAGAAACAAUUUUUACAUUGA
Biomphalaria glabrata is the source of this 3268-nucleotide messenger RNA. RefSeq lists its product as uncharacterized. NCBI's taxonomy places the organism in Eukaryota, Metazoa, Mollusca, Gastropoda, Planorbidae. The transcript has 21 exons. Gene Ontology annotation, molecular function: protein binding. Bases 200 to 3268 code for a protein of 1022 amino acids. The record is from RefSeq and is a predicted model, not a curated record.